GAGUAAGUAGGAAGAUUUUUCUCCCUUAGAUAAGAAUCUUUUCGAGCAGAAGACCCGUCGUUUGCUCCCCAAGAGGUCCAAUUUCCGUUGAACAUUGACUAGACAGCUCGUCACCGUUGUGAAUUUUACGACGCCGUGACGAAAUCGCGCAUGUGCCCUAUCGUGCCGGCUGCAUUCCCUGCUGCUAGACGUCCUCACGACCCUUACACCGCAGUACCUCGUUCUCGUCGAGACGUCGAGGGUCGCCGGGCGUCGCGACGUCACCAUCGAACAUACGUGCGUGCUCACGUUAAGUGUCAACCCCUUUGACUUCCGUAAUCAUCGUUUGUAACAAAGAUUUUUUAGCUGUGCCACGGACCUCGCCUUUCUCUAGAGCACGAAUGAACCGCGAGGCGAUCGUCAGGGGUGUGAGGAUGCUGAAGAUCGUCAAAGCUAGCUCGAAUGGACUGAGACGGUUGCACACGAGCAAUAAGAGACGAGCCGCUGUACCAGCGUCAAAGAAGCUCGGAACUGCAAAGUACUUGGAUGGUGCUUUCGGAAGUGCCUUAGAAUUGGAACGAGCGCAAACACGCGAGUACAGCUUCAUUCAUGACAGCCAUUACAUGUAUACCAGAGAUCAGGACCAAGCGACGAACGCCGAGGAUGUUCUGUUCGAUAUGUUCAAAAACGAAGAAACCGGUCUUCUACCGGUGGGCAAGUUUUUAGCUGCUUUGAGGACAACCGGCUUACGAAACGACGACCCUAGACUGCAAGAAUUCACGGACAAUCUGCGAAAGGAACACUUGAAAAGCGGCGGACACGAAGGUGUUUCGCACGAGACACAAAAAUUGAACAGAGAUCAAUUUAGGAGGAUCAUAAACCCGAACAUAGUAUUAAUCUCGAGGGCGUUCAGACAUCAGUUCAUUAUCCCUGACUGGUCGGGUUUCACCAAGCACAUAGAAGACUUCUAUUGGAAAUGCAAGUCGAACUCGGAGGGCAAGGUCGCCUCCUACAUACCUCAACUGGCGAGAAUGAAUCCGGAUUACUGGGGCGUUUCAGUGUGUACGAUCGAUGGACAGAGGUUCAGCAUCGGCGACACCUCGAUCCCGUUCACCUUGCAAAGUUGCAGCAAACCAUUAACUUAUGCUAUAGCUUUGGACAGAUUGGGGCAGGAAGUUGUCCAUCAGUAUGUCGGUCAAGAACCGUCUGGAAGAAAUUUUAACGAACUGGUGCUCGAUUACAACAAAAAACCCCAUAAUCCCAUGAUCAAUGCGGGAGCGAUACUGGUUUGUUCCCUUCUGAAAUCGUUGAUCAAGCCCGAGAUGACUUUAGCGGAGAAGUUUGACUUCACGAUGAAUUAUUUCAAGAGGUUGGCAGGUGGAGAAAACCUCGGCUUCAACAAUGCUGUCUUUUUGUCCGAACGAGAAGCUGCCGAUAGAAAUUACGCGCUGGGUUUCUACAUGAGGGAGCAUAAUUGCUAUCCCGAUAAAUCGAAUUUGCGAGAAAUAAUGGAUUUUUAUUUCCAGGAUAUCUUUUUUAUCAAGUGCUGCUCCAUGGAGGCAAAUUGUGACACGAUGUCGGUGAUGGCAGCCACAUUGGCCAACGGUGGCAUAUGUCCCAUCACGGAAGAGAAAGUGUUAAAACCUGACAGCGUUCGAGAUGUCUUGAGUUUGAUGCACAGUUGCGGAAUGUAUGACUACAGUGGCCAGUUUGCGUUUAAGGUUGGCAUUCCAGCAAAGUCCGGAGUGUCAGGAAGCCUUCUGGUGGUUAUUCCGAACGUAAUGGGCAUUUGCACCUGGUCACCUCCGUUGGAUCCUCUAGGAAAUUCCUGUCGAGGCGUACAGUUUUGCGAGGAACUCGUGUCCGAGUUCAAUUUCCACAGCACCUACUAUGAUCACAGGUACGAUAACCUGAAGCACGCGACUAAUAAGAAGGAUCCAAGAAGGCACAAAUACGAAACCAAAGGAUUGUCAAUCGUCAACCUCUUGUUCAGUGCAGCCAGUGGCGAUGUUACCGCGAUGAGGAGGCAUCGAUUAAGCGGAAUGGACAUGACGCUAUCAGAUUACGACGGCAGGACAGCUUUGCAUUUGGCAGCCAGCGAAGGACAUCUGGAUUGUGUCGAGUUUCUGAUCGAGCAAUGCGGGGUUCCAGACGAACCCAAGGACAGGUGGGGGAAACGACCAAUUGAUGAAGCAGAAGCUUUCGGACACAUGCAAGUGGUGGAAUAUCUGAGCAAUUAUGCAAUGUCUCGAAAAUCGGAACCAGAAAACGAAGAGAAAGAAGCUACCGAAGAAAAUCCAGAUUCUCGAAAAGUUGUAGAAUCCGCGGGCCAAACUCCUCUACCUUAAACAGAUUUCGUUCUAGAUAGGAUAUUUUUCAAAAAGUAAUGAACUUAAAUAGACGUACAUUUGGACGUAACGUAAGCUUCGUCUGGCUUGCUCUGGCUCUCUUUAGGUUCUGCCCGAAUGCUCCCAAAAUCGAUACAUCGUAACUAAGAGAAGCGUGCGUUAUAUCCAAGUGUACGUGAUCUAACCAAAAGGAAAAUGGAAACUCGAGUUAACGAAUUAUUUUCUUACGAUGCAUACAGUUCGGUCAAUUUCUUUUACUUCUACAUUUUUAGAGCUAAAUAGCAGUUUAGACUCCCUGUAACCUAUGGUAAUGAUAUGAGCACCGUAUGCAUUCUUCGUUUACAUGUAUGUGGAUCUCAGGGAACGCAACACUUCUUUCCAGCUUUAUAUUUUAAGGUCAUUUUCGUGUUUUUUUUUCCAUUUCUUCUUGUUGCGUUUACUUUCUGAGACGAUGAUUGGCCAGGGUUACAGGUUAUUAGCGAAUAAGGUAAAGAUACUUUGCAGUAUUAUUUGCGUGAUUUAAGUCGUAUCUUAUAUGUUAAGCAGUAGACAGUAUUUUUAAUUCGUUAAGUUCUAACGAAGCUCGGUAUACAUAUUAAAAUAAUCGAUGAACAAUUUCCAUUCUGAAACAUUGUACAAUCAAGAAAAACGAUGUACGUUCAA
This is a messenger RNA of Megachile rotundata (alfalfa leafcutting bee), 2990 nucleotides long. RefSeq names its product glutaminase (gene GLS). Lineage: Eukaryota; Metazoa; Arthropoda; Insecta; Hymenoptera; Megachilidae. Gene Ontology annotation, biological process: L-glutamine catabolic process. Gene Ontology annotation, molecular function: protein binding; glutaminase activity. The record is from RefSeq and is a predicted model, not a curated record.